Molecule: messenger RNA, 747 nt
Organism: Rhodofomes roseus
Lineage: Eukaryota; Fungi; Basidiomycota; Agaricomycetes; Polyporales; Fomitopsidaceae
Exons: 4
Coding region: 106-684 (192 amino acids)
Source: RefSeq, a predicted model, not a curated record
GUUCACGACACAUCCCCGCCUAUACCCUUUCUUUGUACGUUCCCCUUCAUACUGCGGCCACGCCGUCUACUAGUGUAACAUUCCCUCACCACAAGGGUACCUACAAUGAUCAACAAGGCUCUCCCGUACUACCUUGAGGACCGUUCCGGCCUGUACACCGGCUCUGACUUCGACGACAUCUAUGAUCGUUUGUUCCUUCGUGUGGCACGACCAUCUGCGAGCCCCACGGACGGUCCCCCCACUGCUCUGAUGAUAUACAAUGUCGGUCGUCGGUCGUCGAACCAACGCGACUACCGACCCGUACAGCGGGAGCCGGCGGUCGCCCUCGAGUUUGGGUCCAACGGGACCCUUGGGCGGAUAUCUUUCAUGGGCACGUCCAUGUCUCUUCCCAUGAACCAGUAUCUCAAAAAGAUCUCGCUGUUUGGAGGAUCACUUGUACGGAAGUUCGAAGCGUCGAAUGGCGAGGAAUACAGAUGGACAUACAAGAGUGACUCUGAGCACGAGUGGUCGUGUACCGACUCACGCAACUACAUUGUGGCACAUUACAGCUUGAAGCCUCCGAACAAGCCCGCGUUUCGCACAUCCGGGAAUGUCUUGACAAUUAACGAGGCGCACGCAAGUCUGGCAAUCGAACUUUUGGCAUCAUUGACCAUCAUGCGUCACAUUGCCGCAUACCAUCUAUGAUGGGAGCCGAACAGAGCUCGCAGAGAGCUGACAUUGCGAUCUGCUCCUCGACUACUCUAGUAC